AUGGCCAGCAGACGUGCUCAACUUGAGGAUGACCUCUCCUGUCCAAUUUGUGGAAAUAUUCUCAGUCAGCCUGUUGUGCUCACGUGCAGACACAGAUUCUGUAAAGCCUGUCUAACAGACAGCUGGGAGACACAAGGCAGUGGGGAUUCACACUACUGUCCUCUGUGCUGGCGCCGGUCCUCUAUGGAUCAUAUCGCAGUGAGCAGUGUGCUGGAGAAGUCCUGUGAAUCCUUCAAGCAGGACAGAAGCAAGCAUGACCCUGAGGCUUGUAAGGAGCAUGGAGAAAAGCUUACAUUGUUCUGUUUGGAAGACUUGGAGCCAAUCUGUGGUCUAUGUGGGAAAGCUGCUACACACACUGGACACAGGCUUUAUCCCAUUAGGGAAGGUGCUCAUGACUGUAAGGAGGAACUGAAGAAUGCACUUUUACCUUUGAAAGAGAAGUUGCAGCUGUACAAGAAGGAGAAAGUGGUCUGUGAGGAAAUGACAGAACAUGUCAAGAACCAGGUUCAACAUACUGAGACACAGAUCAAGGAGGAAUUUGAGGCACUUCACCAUUUCCUGAGAGAGCAGGAGGCGGCCAGGCUGGCUGCUUUGAAGGCAGAGCUGGAUCAGAAGAACCUAAUGAUUAACCAGACGUAUGAGGAGAUGAGCGAGGAAAUGACCUCUCUCUCAAACACCAUCAGAUUAGUGGAACAGGAGAUGAAAUCUCCAGAUAUCCCAUUUCUUAAGAAUUACAAAGAAACAAUAAGGAGAACCUGGCGAACUUCCACUGAUCCCCAAAUGAUUUCUGGUGCUCUGAUUGAUGUGGGCAAACACUUGGGCUCUCUGAAAUACAAAGUGUGGGAAAAGAUGAAGCGUAUUAUAAACUAUAAUCCUGUGAUUCUGGAUCCAAACACAGCAGCGAGCUGCUUCAUCAUCUCAGAGGAUCUCACAGUUGUGCAGAACUCUACCCAGAUUUUCAAGCUCCCAGACAACCCAGAGCGCUUUGACGUCAGUGCUGAGAUGCUGGCUGCUGAAGGCUAUACCUCUGGACGCCACAGCUGGGAUGUAGAGGUGAAAGACAACACCUACUGGGUGGUGGGAGUAGCCAGCGACUCCAUCAACAGGAAGGGGAAGCAUGUGCUGACACCAGCAGAGGGAUUCUGGACCAUAAGGUUUCGCAACGGAGAACAUAAGGCCUGCACUGCACCGUGGGAACCGCUGAACAUGACCAAGAAGCCUGAAGUGAUAAGAAUAGUUUUAGACAUGGAUAGAGGCAAGGUGACCUUCUAUGACGCUGGAGAGAGAACACCUCUCUACACUUUCAAAGAUAUCAUAACACCCAGAGCCUUUCCCUACUUUUGCUCCGCCUGCAAAGAGCAUCCACUGAAAAUCCUACCCACAAGGAUACUCCUAUCAACAGACUAA
Molecule: messenger RNA, 1407 nt
Organism: Centropristis striata (black sea bass)
Lineage: Eukaryota; Metazoa; Chordata; Actinopteri; Perciformes; Serranidae
Gene: trim35-13
Product: tripartite motif containing 35-13
Exons: 6
Coding region: 1-1407 (468 amino acids)
Molecular function (GO): protein binding; zinc ion binding
Source: RefSeq, a predicted model, not a curated record